CCCCAUUGGCAGGCGCCGGGGGCGGCGAGCCAAUCGCGCGGGGGGAGAAGGCGGGCGAAGGCGGUGGCGCCUGCGAAGAUGGAGGAGUACGCGCGUGAGCCCUGUCCCUGGAGGAUAGUAGAUGACUGCGGAGGUGCUUUCACGAUGGGAGCAAUAGGAGGUGGCAUUUUCCAAGCUAUCAAGGGGUUCAGAAAUUCCCCAGUGGGUGUAAACCACCGGCUGCGGGGAAGUUUGACAGCUAUUAAAACAAGAGCUCCACAACUGGGAGGUAGCUUUGCUGUCUGGGGAGGUCUCUUCUCCAUGAUUGACUGCAGUAUGGUCAGAAUGAGAGGGAAAGAAGAUCCCUGGAAUUCAAUCACAAGCGGAGCCCUGACUGGAGCCAUAUUAGCUGCAAGAAAUGGACCUGUUGCCAUGGUCGGAUCUGCUGCGAUGGGAGGAAUUCUCCUAGCUUUAAUUGAAGGAGCUGGUAUUCUGUUAACAAGAUUUGCCUCCACACAGUUUUCAAACGGCCCUCAGUUUUCAGAUGACCCCUCCCAGUUGCAGCCCUCUCCGUUUGGCGACUACAGACAAUACCAGUGAUUAUCCUCAUUCUCCUAGUUCACGUUGUACCUGAGCUGUAAUUUAAAAUGCUGGAGGACCAAGAUGCGGUAUGUCUUUACACCAAUGGUAGUCUCUUACACAAACCAUGCCAAGAGGACCUUCAGCACUUGUCAGUGUAAAGCUGCACAGGAGAACUUUUAGAAGAUGACAAAUCUAUUUAUUCAUUAUAGAGUCCAUUGUUGUAAUGUUAAUACAUGUCUGAUAGAAUACAUGGAGAUUUAAGACAAGGACCAAAUGGAGUCUUGUCAUCCUUUGGACAUGGACUGAAGUGAAAGUCUUUGGAGUCUUCCCUGGGAUGUGGCAUUGACCAUCCACAGUGAACGCAGCUGGAAUUUAGCCUCUUCCCCAUCGGACUUAGGUUGCUACACAUAUUUCAGCUUAAGGAAAAGAGUUCAUCUCCACACAGUUUUCCACUCCUAAAGCGAAUAUUACUGGAGAAUGUGCAAGCCAGUGAAAAUUACUUCCAGCAAAAUAUAUAUUUCACUGCUGUUCUUUGUUUUCUAUGCUACUGCCUAAGUGCAGCCUAAGUUCUUCGGCUAAAGCAGAAUCUGCCUUUUGUGGAUCCGCAGGCUGCAGCAUACCUCUGCCUUCCUCUAAACCCACAAGGCUUUGAGCCCCUUUUAGGAAGAGGUGGCAGCAAACUAAUUCUUCACCUCUGCUGCUGCUUGCUGUGGCUUUCGCAGCAGGGGAACACCACAGACAGCUUCCCCUCCUAGAACAGUGCAGUGAGACGUGUGUAGGAGUCCCCAACAGAAAACGUGUAGGCCUGUGGGGCUGGAGGGUGAAGCAUUGCACCUGCAUGCCUGCUGCCAGUGCAGCCUUUUGCCUUUUCACCUCAGAUCCAGUCCUAAACAUGAUUUGAAACAUCUGCUCCAUGUUUUUAUUCUUGAACUCCAGUUGUGGAGGCAUGUUCCCUCUUGUCAGCAGUUAAAAAAUCAUAUCCAGUGACGUUUUCUGUUGUUAGUUAAUACUAUUGCUUGCUGGCAGUUCCUGAUAGAACAUCUGUAUUCAAAAAGACUUGAGUAAUAUUA
Messenger RNA from Harpia harpyja (harpy eagle), 1631 nucleotides. RefSeq names its product translocase of inner mitochondrial membrane 17A (gene TIMM17A). Gene Ontology annotation, cellular component: mitochondrial inner membrane; TIM23 mitochondrial import inner membrane translocase complex. Lineage: Eukaryota; Metazoa; Chordata; Aves; Accipitriformes; Accipitridae. The transcript has 6 exons. The coding region runs from base 79 to 579 and encodes 166 amino acids. The record is from RefSeq and is a predicted model, not a curated record. Gene Ontology annotation, molecular function: transmembrane protein transporter activity. Gene Ontology annotation, biological process: protein import into mitochondrial matrix.